Messenger RNA from Xenopus tropicalis (tropical clawed frog), 4000 nucleotides. RefSeq names its product CYFIP related Rac1 interactor B (gene cyrib). Gene Ontology annotation, cellular component: membrane. Lineage: Eukaryota; Metazoa; Chordata; Amphibia; Anura; Pipidae. Bases 297 to 1271 code for a protein of 324 amino acids. The record is from RefSeq and is a predicted model, not a curated record. The transcript has 14 exons. Gene Ontology annotation, molecular function: small GTPase binding. Gene Ontology annotation, biological process: regulation of actin filament polymerization.
GGAGCUGUGAAUGAGAAGGGAGCUGUGUGCGGAGAUGCGGCAGGCACGCUAGGCCCGAGCACCGUGCCCCAGUGCGUUCCGCCAGAUCCUCAGGAACAAGCUGCCACUCCUCACCCCCUUGUGAAGUGGGACUCUCAUCCUCGGAAAGGAGCUUUCGUGUCCCGAUCGGGGGGAGCAGACUGCAGCACCAGCACUGGUUAGAGGUUGGCUGGCAUGGGUAAUCUCAUUAAGGUGCUAACCAGAGACAUAGACCACAAUGCAGCCCAUUUUUUCUUGGAUUUUGAAAGUACCUUGUCAUGGGGAACCUUCUUAAAGUUUUGACUUGCACAGACCUUGAGCAGGGGCCAAAUUUUUUCCUUGAUUUUGAAAAUGCUCAGCCCUCCGAAUCGGAGAAGGAAGUGUAUAAUCAGGUGAAUGUAGUAUUAAAGGACGCAGAAGGGAUCCUAGAUCAUUUACAGUCCUACCGAGGGGCCGGCCACGAAAUCCGAGAGGCCAUACAGCAUGCUACUGAUGAAAAGCUGCAGGAGAAGGCUUGGGCGGCCGUGGUUCCGCUCGUAGGGAAACUCAAGAAAUUCUAUGAAUUCUCUCAGAGGCUGGAGGCGGCAUUGCGGGGUCUCCUGGGGGCUCUGACCAGCACUCCCUACUCCCCGACACAGCACCUGGAGCGAGAGCAGGCUCUUGCCAAACAGUUUGCAGAAAUUCUCCAUUUUACUCUGCGCUUCGAUGAGCUCAAGAUGACAAACCCUGCGAUACAGAAUGAUUUCAGUUACUACAGGAGAACCCUGAGUCGUAUGCGGAUUAACAACGUGCCAGCAGAGGGAGAAAACGAAGUCAAUAACGAACUGGCCAACAGAAUGUCUUUAUUCUACGCAGAAGCCACGCCCAUGCUUAAAACCUUGAGCGAUGCCACCACCAAGUUUGUGUCUGAGAACAAGAAUUUACCAAUAGAAAACACCACUGAUUGUUUAAGUACCAUGGCCAGUGUGUGCCGGGUAAUGCUGGAGACGCCAGAGUACAGAAGCCGAUUUACAAACGAAGAGACGGUAUCGUUCUGUCUGAGAGUCAUGGUGGGCGUCAUCAUCCUGUACGACCAUGUGCACCCAGUGGGCGCUUUCGCCAAAACGUCAAAGAUUGAUAUGAAGGGAUGCAUUAAAGUUCUGAAAGAACAGCCUCCCAACAGUGUAGAAGGUCUUUUAAAUGCUCUCAGGUACACAACGAAACAUUUGAAUGAUGAGACUACCUCGAAGCAAAUCAAGACGAUGCUGCAAUAACGGUGCCGCAGGAUUUGCACCCCCCGUGGUUAGAAGACAGUAUUCUGCAAUGACUGAGAUGCACAGGAUUUUAGUGAUUGCAAUUACUUUCUCCCCGCUGCUCCUUUUAUUUACCCCCUGCCCCCCCCUCCCCUCGGCUCAACCCGUUGCCCUUCCUGCUCCCUCCUUUUUAAACUGUAAUUCUUGUUCUUAAAUAAGCUCCAUCUUUUUUUUUUUUUUUUUGUGCCAAAAUCAGUGAAAACGGAAAACGAUAAAUCCUGGGAGGCAGUUGUACGUGUCAGAAUGGCGUUUCAGUGGCAGCUAUUUAAGCAUUGCGUUAGGUUUCCUCUGUACGGAGGAGGGCUCUGUGACUUGAACUAAAUAUUUUUUUUAAAGAAUUUCAUUUUUUUUCUUUUUAAAUUUUAUUUUGUUUUUUUUGGGUUAAAAAACUAAUAUUUAAUAUUGCUUACAGUGCAUGGCGGAAUUGCCUAUUUCUGCUAUUUAAAGAAAAAGUAAAAAAAAAAAUCUAUUGCAGCUUUUUUUCCCCCUUGUGCAGAUACGAAGGCUUAUAGCACACGUGGCAUUUUGACCACCACCCCUUUUUAUUCCCAGGCAAAACGCCACCUUUAUAUAAGAUCCGCUUUGAUGGUGAAACAUCCGUUCCCAGAGUUCCUUGCCUUAAAUCCACACUGGUGGGAAUAGCUGGGAAAUGUUGCGGGUUAACGUGGCGGAUCUCUGGAACGUCAUACUGUAUGAUAUCCUAUUUUUUAUUGGUCAAAACCACAGCUACGUAAGAUCCAUUGCAUUGAUUGGGUGGCCUGAGGGUUCCCACAGGUUCUUACCAAAACCGCACACAACUGGGGGGAUUGAUGCUCACAUGAUUCCCAUUGAAGCACUGACAGAUCAUCUCCAGAAAGUCAUGAUGGGAUGCCACAUGGUUUUAUUUGGUCAACCACAAGAGAGACUUGAGAGUUUCUAGAGAUAUUUUGCCUAAAAUCCCUGGUCAAUGGGGAUCAUGUGAUCCCUAUUGAAGCUGGCAUCCUUUUCCUCCUGGUCAAAAACCUCAACCCACUACUGUGUGGAUGGCCGGAGAAUUGCCAGAGAUAAUUGCCAAAUACCACAGACGUGGGUUAAGGUCAGAAUCGAUGUUGACGUGAUUCCCACUGAAACAAUAGGAGGUGAUAUCUAGAAAGACCUUCUGUAUGGUCUAAACCAGAAGUGGGAGGCCUUUAAAGAACGGUGACCUCGGAGAUCCUUGCGUAAAAGCACACAUAUUUCUGGUUUCUGGUGAGAACUAACGUUGAUGCGAUCUCCAGAAAGUCAUGGCCUCUAAAAAUGGUAACACGAGAGCUCCCAGAGACCCUGUUUUUUAGUGAGAAUUAACAUUAACAUGAUCCCCAUUGUAUCCCUAGGACAGCAGAUCUCAACCUGUGGGUCGGGACCCAUUUGGGGGUCGCCUAAGACCAUAGGAAAACACAUAUUUCCGACGAUCUUAGGAACCGAGACACCACUCCUCCUAUGGUUGGGGGCCGCCACAACAUGAGGAACUGUAUUCUUAGGAAGGUUGAGAACCACUGCCCUAGGAGAAGAUCUAAAAUAAGUCCAUGAUGCUUAUUCAAAACUACAAGCCUUUAACCAUGAUGACUUGAGUUCCCAGAAGUCCUGGUUUUUGGUGAGAAUUCAUGUGAGCACAAUCCCCACUGAAGUGCUAUGAGGAGAUCUCCAAAAACCCAUGACCGAUGAAGCCACAUUUUUUUUUUCUUGGUCAAAGCCAAAAGUGGGGAGGCCUUUAAAAAUGGCACCAUGUGAUUUCCCAGAGAUCCUAAAACCACACAUAUACCUGGUUUCUGGUUAGGGUUGAUGUUGAGGUGAUCUUCAUUUUAGCACUGGAAGGCAGUCUCCGGCCAGUCAUGGCAGACAGCGACCCUUUUUUUCUUGGUCAAAAUGGUCUAAAAACCAGAGAUCUACAGUCCCCAGCGAAAUGCUGGAAGGUGGUCUCCAGAUAGGGAACUCCAUUGAGUACCUAGAACAGUGGUUCUCAACCUUAAUAAUGCUGCAACAUUUUAAUACAGUUCCUCAUGUUGUGGUGACCCCUCAACCAUAAAAUUAUUCCUAAGACCAUUGGAAAUAUGUGUUUUCUAAUGGUCUUAGGCGACCCCAGUGAAAGGGACGUUUCGCCCCCAAAGGGGGUUGAGAACCACUGACCUAGAAGGAGGUCUCUAAAAAGUCAUGACAGACGAUGCCGCAUGUUUUUAUUUGGUCAAAACCACAAGUAGGAAGCCUCGAAUAAUGGUGGCCCCAGAGAUCCUUGCCUCAAAGCACAUACAUCCCAGGUUUCUGUUGAGUCAGUGUUGGUGCGGUCCCCAUUGAAGCACUGGAAGGCAAGCUCUAGAACCUCAAGGCACCACAAAGCCACACUGAUGUUUGUUUUACCUGGUCAAACCCCCACCUGGGCUAUCAGCCUAUGGCAACAAGCAGAUAUGUUUCAAUUAACUGUGUUGUAUACAUGCAAAAAACAAAAUGGUACCCAGCACAAUGAUUUUCAUGGAUUCCUUAGUAAUGGAAAAGAGUUUUCUGGUUGCAUUUGGACUCAUUUUUGUAAGGAUGUCUGUUGUAUGUUUUAAUCUUUGAUGACUAACAUUAAAUCAUGUGAUGUGUGCGUAACGAUUACGUAUGCAUGUUUAUGUCCAAUGGAUGGCUGUAAACAAAUGGAAAAAAAAAUAAAUAAAAAUCAGCUUUCAUUUUUCUAA